UUAUCCUGGAUUUCUACCAAACUAGUUAUAUAGGACGAAAGCUUGUUUAUGAUCAGAAGAUGGUAUUCAGAAAUCAACAGAUAACAUAAAAGAUUAGAAAAUCUUUAAGAUGAUACAAUUAUUGAAAUACAAUGGAUUCGUUACUAGUGAUUAUUAUGGCAUUGAUUAUUGUACAGUCAUACAAAGAAAACAACCAUUUAACUGUUGCUGAAAGAAGUCCUGGUAUACAAAGACAGACACUAAGUUAUGUAGUCAGUAAUGUAGAGAAUAGAAAUGUUACAUAUCAGCCAAUCAGAAUUCAAGUGGUAUACAGAGAUAUAUAUUUUGAACUGAGUGUUGAGGAUAGACAGAGAAUAAUUGGGACAGUUAAUAUGGCAGUUGACAAAAUAUCACAGUUAUUAUCUGUUUUUCCAGUUCAGAAGCCUAUACUGUUAAAAAGAAGUGGGUGUCAUAAAGAAUGGACCACAGGACCCAAUAAAGGAAGAUGCAAGUCAAUUAAAAGAAAUUAUCAAAGUGAACUAUGCAUGGAGACAUUCAAGAUUCCAGAUGACCAUUUAGAUGGUUUAUAUGUAUGGAAUGAGUUAGACCCAGAUCCAGUCAGAGUGGUAUAUACUCAAGGAGCUGGUGUCAACAAUACAGAUUUUAUAUUAUAUGUAGAUUCAGUGACGACAGAUGUUUGUGGAUUCAAUAGUGUGAACAAGGUAUUAUCCUAUUCCAAAGUAUGUCAUGUGGACCAAUAUGAUAGACCAAUAUCAGGAUGUAUCAAUGUUUGUCCUCAUUCAAUCAAUAACAGUCCAGAAAAAAUGUAUAAGACAUUGUUACAUGAGUUAUUCCAUACACUAGGAUUUUCAAAAACUCAUUUUCCAUAUUUUAAGAAGUGUCAGAUUAAAGAUAGAAAUCUUGAUUGCCAGCCUCUAGGUUUGACCAUUGUUAAAGAAGUAAAUGGAUUAGUUCGGAUGGUUACACCAGCAGUUUUAAGAGAAACACAAAAUCAUUUUGGAUGUACAACUGAGACUAAAUAUGGUGCUCCAUUGACAGGAAUGUUUAACAACUUUACGUCGCAUUGGGAUGAAGUGUUGAUGUAUGGAUCUAUUAUGACACCUGAUAUGGGAAUGCCACAUGUGACAUUUAUAGACAGAAUAACUUUAGCUGUAUUUGAGGACGGUGGAUGGUACACAGUAGACUAUAGCUCUGCUGAUGAUUAUCUCUGGGGAAGAAAUAUGGGUUGUGUUGAUAGAUCUGAAUUUUGUGCUAAAUAUGAAGAUUACAUCUGCCAAAAAAACUCUGUUGGUUGUCACUUUUUACACAAAGACAAAGGCUAUUGUAAACAAGAGUCUGACUUAUCAUGUAAAAUUUACCAACCACAACCAAAGGGAGAGUGUUCCAUGCCAAGAGAGCCUGACUUUGAUGAAGAGAUAUUUAAAACUUCUAGUUCCUGCUUUAUAUCAAAUUUAACUACAGAUUGUAUGGAAAAGACUGCUGUAUUAACUGGUAGAUGUUAUCUACAAAAAUGUUCCAAAAAUAGAAAUUUAUUGGUCAAAGUUCAUGGAUCAGACUGGAAUGAUUGCCCAUAUGGACAACUAAUCAAAAUACCAGGUUACAGAGGAAAUAUCAAAUGUCCAAGUAGUAAAGAUAUCAUGUGUCCAGAACUCUCUGUUGAUACAACUAUACCUGUUACAGAAUAUCCUAAUUUUGUUUACUAUAUGUCAACCAUUGCCAAAAUUUCAAGUACAGACAAUAGAUCCAUUGACAGCAUUUCAUCAGGAACAAACAAUAACUUGUUUGUUAAUAUUUCUCCAUUUAUGUUAAUAUUUGUAUAUUUGAUAAACCAAUACACAGUAACUUAAUAUAGAA
Messenger RNA from Mytilus trossulus (common blue mussel), 1854 nucleotides. Its product is annotated as ciliated left-right organizer metallopeptidase-like. Gene Ontology annotation, biological process: cell adhesion; proteolysis. NCBI's taxonomy places the organism in Eukaryota, Metazoa, Mollusca, Bivalvia, Mytilida, Mytilidae. Gene Ontology annotation, cellular component: cytoplasm; membrane. The transcript is spliced from 16 exons. The record is from RefSeq and is a predicted model, not a curated record. Bases 132 to 1847 code for a protein of 571 amino acids. Gene Ontology annotation, molecular function: metalloendopeptidase activity.